CACGACAUAUCUAGCAUACGAAUUGUUCAAGCCGAACCUUUUAAGAGUUUAGUGUUAACGUAAGUACAAACGUGCUGUCAUUUGUAUGUUGUCCCUUGUGACGGCAACAAUUGAAUAUUUAUUUACAAUAUUACAAUAGAAAUGAAAACAAAAGUGUUACAAGUGAUUUUUCAUUUGAUGUUAUGCGCAACGGUUAUUCCAGGAAGCACAUAUAAUGAAAAUGCUGUUCAGAUUUUCAAAAGAAGCGUUGCUAUGGAUGUUACAGAUUUUUCAGUGUAUUACGAUAUCCACACUAACGAGACCAUACGAAAGAUGAUGCCCAGACCAUGGUACAGGCCUGGUUGGCGACUGAGACUUCCUUUUACCGGUGGACCCUGUGAAUGCGAAAGUUACAAAUGUACUUGCUGCACUGGCAUACGAAUAGAAGCAUUUGGUUUCGACAGGCGAACUUGUGCAAUUCUAAAGUUUGAACCGGAAGAAGCAAUUAUAAACUUGGAAGUCAAAAUGAGCAACAACAGUGUUUUGGUACAAAUGUUUUCAGCCAGUAACCCGCCACCUUUCUGCGUGCCUAUUCCGGUGCCGUAUUUGCCUCCCGGACUUGUUGACAUGUGUAUCAGGUUGUUCGAUGUCUCGAUAAUUCAGCAGAGAUUACAUGUCUGUAUGGAUAUGGAUACCAGGAUCGACAUGGCACCAGUUUUGAUUUUACAUUUUGAUUGCAUGGAUAUGGGUCUAGAUGGUGUAAGUCUUUCAAAGCCUGGCGGAGGCGGCAGUAAUCCAGCAAACGCCGCAACUAAUGGAGAUACAAUGGAGUCAAUGGAACCAACACAAGUCAACGGUGAUGUUUAUGAUCCUGUUACAGAGGAUCCCAAUAUCGAAACAACACCUCCACCCAUGUUCAAACACAGUAUUAGAUAUAUAUAA
Papilio polytes (common Mormon) is the source of this 921-nucleotide messenger RNA. RefSeq lists its product as uncharacterized. The record is from RefSeq and is a predicted model, not a curated record. The coding region runs from base 142 to 921 and encodes 259 amino acids. The transcript has 6 exons. Lineage: Eukaryota; Metazoa; Arthropoda; Insecta; Lepidoptera; Papilionidae.